GAGGUGGAAUGAGCGCAUGCCUUGUCGGCCAUUAAAGCUUCAAGGAAAGAGCUAAGAAUUUUUUUUUUUGAGGAAAGAAAAGAACUAAGAGUUUAACUUAAAGCUCUUACCUUCUUCAUUUCAUAUAUAUCUCAAUACAGAUAAACUCUUUUUUUUUUUUUUCCGGUUACUUGUUGCACUUUUAGAAGUUUGUUUUUGUUCUCAAAAAGCAAACUAAAGUGGAAAGAGCAAAAAAAGAAAGAUCUUUAUAUUUAAAUUUUUGAGUCCAAAAUCUUUGGCCUUUUAGAUCCAAAGAUCUCCUCCAUUUGCGUCAAAAAGUGAACUGGGUUUGCUUUGCUGUGGUUGAUUCAUGAAUUCUAUGAUUUCUUUCUCUCUAUGGUGUCAAGGAGUUACAGUAACAGCCAAAUGGUGCAGUUGUUGCUUUUACUAUCUAUUCUUUGAUGAGUAAUUCAUGUUUUGGCUUAAACGGGUAUUGAACAAUAUCGUGCCAUAGUUAUGAUUGAGCUCAGGGGUGAUGAAAUGUCAGCAUGUAUCAAUUCAAGGAGAGCUUUCGAAGUAUUUGCAGGAUUUUGGCUUGUGAUCACGGUUUUGGUGAGUACUUCAGAGGGGUUGAAUUCUGAAGGGCAGUACCUUCUAGAUCUGAAGAAUGGGUUUCAUGAUGAGUUCAAUCGUCUGGAGAACUGGAAGUCCAUUGACCAGACUCCAUGUGGGUGGAUUGGUGUAAAUUGCACGACAGAUUAUGAGCCUGUGGUUCAGUCUCUCAAUUUAAGUUUGAUGAAUCUGUCUGGGAUUCUGAGUCCCAGCAUUGGUGGCUUGGUCAACCUAAGAUAUCUUGAUCUUUCUUACAACAUGCUUGCUGAAAAUAUACCUAAUACGAUUGGAAAUUGUUCAAUGCUGCUAUCCCUUUAUCUGAAUAAUAAUGAGUUUAGCGGGGAACUCCCUGCUGAACUGGGUAAUUUGUCUCUUCUUCAAAGUUUGAACAUAUGCAACAACAGAAUAUCUGGUUCUUUUCCGGAGGAGUUUGGGAAUAUGACUUCAUUGAUUGAGGUUGUGGCUUACACCAACAAUCUAACUGGCCCACUGCCUCAUUCUAUCGGGAACCUCAAGAACUUGAAAACUUUUCGAGCAGGGGAGAACAAAAUUUCUGGUAGCAUUCCAGCAGAAAUAAGUGGAUGUCAGAGCUUAGAAUUACUUGGUCUUGCCCAAAAUGCUAUAGGAGGGGAGCUGCCGAAAGAAAUUGGGAUGCUUGGGAGCUUGACUGACUUGAUUUUGUGGGAAAAUCAGCUCACAGGAUUUAUACCGAAGGAGAUAGGAAACUGUACAAAGCUUGAGACACUUGCUUUGUAUGCAAACAAUCUUGUAGGACCAAUACCAGCAGACAUUGGGAACCUAAAGUUUCUGACAAAACUUUAUCUAUACAGAAAUGCAUUGAAUGGAACCAUUCCUAGAGAAAUUGGGAAUUUGUCUAUGGUAAUGGAAAUUGAUUUCUCAGAAAACUAUUUGACAGGGGAAAUCCCUAUUGAAAUUAGUAAAAUAAAGGGUCUGCAUCUACUGUACCUCUUUGAGAAUCAGCUUACUGGUGUUAUACCAAAUGAGCUUAGUAGCUUGAGGAACUUGACAAAGCUUGACCUCUCAAGUAAUAACCUUAGCGGUCCUAUUCCUUUUGGUUUUCAAUAUUUAACGGAAAUGGUUCAACUACAGCUUUUCGACAACUUUCUCACCGGUGGUGUUCCUCAGGGGCUUGGGCUAUACAGUAAACUCUGGGUAGUGGACUUUUCGGACAAUGCUCUGACUGGAAGAAUACCUCCUCAUCUUUGUCGACAUUCUAAUCUGAUGUUGCUGAAUAUGGAAUCUAAUAAGUUUUAUGGGAAUAUCCCGACUGGGAUCUUGAACUGCAAAUCAUUGGUGCAACUUCGUCUUGUUGGAAACAGGCUUACAGGUGGCUUUCCAUCAGAGUUGUGCAGAUUGGUGAACCUUUCUGCUAUUGAAUUAGAUCAGAACAAGUUUAGUGGUCCAAUUCCUCAGGCCAUUGGGAGCUGUCAAAAGUUGCAGAGGCUUCAUAUUGCAAACAAUUACUUUACCAAUGAGUUGCCUAAGGAAAUAGGUAAUCUGUCUCAACUUGUGACUUUCAAUGUCUCAUCAAAUUUGCUUAAAGGACGGAUUCCACCUGAAAUCGUUAAUUGCAAGAUGCUUCAGCGACUUGAUCUCAGCCACAACAGCUUUGUAGAUGCUUUACCAGAUGAGCUGGGAACCCUUCUGCAGUUAGAGCUUCUCAAGCUUUCAGAAAAUAAGUUCUCAGGAAAUAUACCUCCAGCAUUAGGAAAUCUCUCCCACUUGACUGAAUUGCAGAUGGGUGGCAACUUCUUUUCCGGUGAAAUUCCUCGACAGUUGGGUUCUCUUUCAAGCUUACAGAUUGCAAUGAAUCUCAGUAAUAAUAAUCUUACUGGGGCCAUACCACCGGAGUUGGGUAAUCUUAAUUUACUGGAAUUUCUUCUGCUCAAUAAUAAUCAUUUGACUGGUGAAAUUCCAGAUACAUUUGAAAACCUGUCAAGUUUACUGGGGUGCAACUUCUCAUUUAAUAACCUUACUGGACCUUUACCUCCUGUACCACUAUUCCAGAACAUGGCAGUCAGCAGUUUCCUGGGAAAUGAUGGACUUUGUGGUGGGCAUCUUGGCUAUUGCAAUGGAGACUCAUUUUCUGGUUCUAAUGCUUCUUUUAAAAGUAUGGAUGCUCCUCGUGGUCGAAUAAUCACAACUGUGGCAGCUGCUGUUGGUGGAGUCUCUCUGAUUCUAAUUGCUGUGUUACUGUAUUUCAUGAGACGCCCAGCUGAAACAGUUCCUUCUGUACGUGAUACUGAGAGUUCGUCUCCGGAUUCAGAUAUCUACUUUCGUCCUAAGGAGGGAUUCAGUUUACAAGAUCUGGUUGAGGCCACAAACAAUUUUCACGAUAGCUAUGUUGUUGGAAGAGGAGCUUGUGGGACAGUGUACAAGGCAGUAAUGCAUACUGGACAGACUAUUGCUGUGAAAAAGCUAGCAUCUAAUCGAGAGGGGAGCAACAUUGAGAACAGUUUUCAGGCUGAGAUUCUGACUCUUGGAAAUAUUAGGCACCGGAACAUUGUGAAGCUUUUUGGAUUUUGCUAUCACCAGGGUUCCAAUCUGCUCCUUUAUGAAUACAUGGCUAGGGGAAGCUUAGGUGAGCAACUUCAUGGGCCCUCAUGUAGCUUGGAGUGGCCAACUCGGUUCAUGAUUGCUCUUGGUGCUGCUGAAGGUCUUGCUUAUUUACAUCAUGACUGCAAACCAAGAAUCAUUCAUCGGGAUAUAAAGUCCAAUAAUAUUCUACUAGAUGAUAAUUUUGAAGCCCAUGUUGGUGAUUUUGGUUUGGCAAAAAUAAUUGACAUGCCUCAGUCCAAAUCCAUGUCGGCAAUUGCAGGGUCAUAUGGCUAUAUUGCACCUGAAUAUGCAUACACGAUGAAAGUAACGGAAAAGUGUGAUAUCUAUAGCUAUGGAGUUGUGCUGUUGGAGUUGCUGACGGGGUUAACUCCUGUACAGCCACUAGAUCAAGGAGGUGACCUUGUCACAUGGGUGAAAAAUUAUGUCCGCAACCAUUCGUUGACAUCUGGGAUACUGGAUAGCAGAUUGGAUCUCAAAGAUCAAAGUAUUGUUGAUCACAUGCUCACUGUAUUGAAAAUUGCUUUAAUGUGUACAACCAUGUCCCCUUUUGAUCGGCCAUCAAUGCGUGAAGUUGUAUUGAUGCUUAUAGAGUCUAAUGAGCGAGAAGAGAGCUUUAUUUCGUCACCAACGUACGAUCUGCCUCUGAAAGAAGACGCUAAAUGAAAAUUGGUGAUCAUUGCCCAGUCAGCACAAAUUCUUCUGCGUAUUAUUUGCAACAGCAAAUGAUGGUAUGCUGUACAUUCUUUCAUAAGCAAAUAGCAAUACUGUAUGUUUCUGUUGCUCGAGGAGGGUUAAGAUUAUUUCAUCUUGCAAGCAGUACAGUAUAGUUAUACUUCUGUACAGAUGGAAGUACCAUUGGCAUUAUACAUGUAUCUCAAAGAUCCAGAUGGCAUAAUUAUUCAAUAGAUGACGCUUUGCUAGUUGAUGUAUUUGUUUUUUUUUUUUUUUUUCUUUUCUAAAGUUAGGUUUAGCCUCAUAAAUCUGGAUUCCAGGUGCCCCUUAUUGAUGAAACAGGUGAUUGUACAAACAUUCCGUAUUUUCUUGUCUAAUUUUGAUGCGGUAUACUUCAUAUGUUCAA
Ricinus communis (castor bean) is the source of this 4249-nucleotide messenger RNA. RefSeq names its product probable leucine-rich repeat receptor-like protein kinase At2g33170. Gene Ontology annotation, molecular function: protein binding; protein kinase activity; ATP binding. Gene Ontology annotation, biological process: protein phosphorylation. The record is from RefSeq and is a predicted model, not a curated record. Lineage: Eukaryota; Viridiplantae; Streptophyta; Magnoliopsida; Malpighiales; Euphorbiaceae. The transcript has 3 exons. The coding region runs from base 496 to 3834 and encodes 1112 amino acids.